This is a messenger RNA of Argiope bruennichi, 2047 nucleotides long. RefSeq names its product transmembrane 7 superfamily member 3-like. Bases 27 to 1700 code for a protein of 557 amino acids. Lineage: Eukaryota; Metazoa; Arthropoda; Arachnida; Araneae; Araneidae. The transcript is spliced from 10 exons. The record is from RefSeq and is a predicted model, not a curated record.
UUGAAAAUGUAAAUAAACAAAUCCCGAUGUUGUCAAAAAGCUUUAGCGGUUUUUUCAUUAUUAUUUGCUUUUUCAGUGUUUCUCCAGGUCUGACUAGAUCUGAAGAUAGCAUAACACUGAGUUUGAAACCUAAUGGAAAUAAAAAACUUUAUACAUUGCCUAAGAAUAGGACUUUGGUUAUUAAUAUAGUUGAUGUUCCUAUUAAUAUAUCUGCAAUUACCUGUCAAGUUCAUGCCCACACAGAAAAUUUAACUUUAUCUGAACAACCUAAAGCUUUUGUGCACAACAGUAUUACUGGGAAAAACAUUGGUUUGGUUGUCAAAUUGCAUGAUUCUGAAUAUGAGAAGCAAAUAUGGCUGUCAAAUUUGAAUCAAGAAGAUGUGCCUGUAUUGAUAGUUAUCACAGCUUUAGACUCAUUUGGUCCAGUACCAGGUGGAUGUAAUAUGGAAUUCCCUACUGAAAUAGCACCAUAUUUAAGAUUAAAGAGUGAUUCUCUAAAAGUUUACUUAGAAUUUCAACAUGCGAGUUUUGGAUCUCGCAGAGAUGAGCCAUUCACAAAAUGCAGUUUUUCACUACCAUAUAUAACUUAUGACAUUUAUGUCCUGUAUCUUGAGGAAAAUGAUUUUGGAGAAUCUGAGUUCUUUAAAAAAGUUGAAUACAUGAGUGAUGUGUCAUCAAUUAAAGAACAUUCUUCUAAGGCAAAAUCUUAUUCCUUACACCCUGAUACAAGGUUUUCAUUCUUGUUGUAUCCAAAUCUUGGUGUUGUUUAUAAUGUGAUAGCUAAAUUUACUUUAAAUAAUGAAAUAAAAGAAGCUGCUUAUGUACCUGUUGUUUCCUAUGGAUGUCCCUCUUUUGAUUUCACGGAGAGUGGUUGUCGAAUAAAAUAUUCAUUUAAAGGCAAAUUAUUUUUGUUUCUUCUUUCUAUAUAUGGAUUUAUGGUGGCUUUUUUUGGACAUUCGUUCAUUAGUGUAGUUAUUCUCUUCUUUGGACUUUUGAUGUCGUUUUUGACUGGUUUCAUACUUACUGGAAAAUAUUUGUCUUUCUCAAAAGAAAGUACAGCUGAGCUGUCAAUGGUAAUUGGAAUUUUAGGUGGUUUAUUUUUCUUAUUUAUGUGGUUGUGGCUGCGACAUCCUAUAAUAUUGUUUCUUCUCAAUGGAUUCGUCUUUGGAUUUUUGAUAUCAGCUACUAUUAUUUAUACGCCUCUGGGAAAUAUGGAAAUUUUUAUAAACAACAAAAAUUUUUGGUCUUUACUCUCUGUUGGAACUUUAUUUGUUGCUGUGUUCGCAAUUGCCGUGCCAUUUUUGAUGACUGCAAUCGGUUCAUCUGUUGUUGGCUGCUAUGUUAUGCUAUUGUUCUAUGAUGAUUUUGUUGGAACAAGAUUGUCUUAUAUUAUAUUAAACAUAAUUAAAAGAGCUGUGUCGAAGACUCGCAUUUUUGCAGCUAACGAUUUACCAUUCCAAGCAAAUGAUAUAAUUAUGAGCACUAUAUGGGUUGUCCUUUCAAUUAUCGCUAUGAUUGUGUGGCUCAGGAAGCGUCAAACAACUGUGUAUGGAAUUACCAGAGCUAACUCAGGUUACUUUACAUACUCACUAGCAAGGAAUAGAGGGAGUUUAGUAUAUCUUUCACCUGAACGCGACAUGGUUCAUCAGCCUUUACUCAGAGAAAACAAUGCUGUAUUGUACCAAACAUUUCCUCAGUAAGCUUGAGCAAUCUACUGAGUAAUGUCAUCUGAUGAGUCCUAUCCCUUCAUGCUUUAUAAUGUAGUCUUUCGUGAUUGAUUUUGAUCUACUAGUACUGUAAUUAUUUUCAAAUUGUAGUACUCUAUCGUGUAUAUAUAGUCAUUUUUACCUCAAUUGAAAGUAUUUUUAUGUAUUUUACCGUUUGUUGAUUUUUUUUUCUUUCUUGUUUGAGUUCAAAAUUAUUAAUCUGUUUUUAUAAUAUAUGAAAUGCUGAUUGAUGAAGUAAUUUUUAUUUAUUGAAUGGAUUUUUAUUUAAACUAAAUCAGUACAAUUUUUAUAGUGAAUAAAUAUACAAAUUUUGUCAUGUC